Messenger RNA from Lagenorhynchus albirostris (white-beaked dolphin), 1849 nucleotides. RefSeq names its product pyruvate dehydrogenase E1 subunit alpha 1 (gene PDHA1). NCBI's taxonomy places the organism in Eukaryota, Metazoa, Chordata, Mammalia, Artiodactyla, Delphinidae. The transcript is spliced from 11 exons. Gene Ontology annotation, cellular component: intracellular membrane-bounded organelle. Bases 119 to 1291 code for a protein of 390 amino acids. Gene Ontology annotation, biological process: pyruvate decarboxylation to acetyl-CoA. Gene Ontology annotation, molecular function: pyruvate dehydrogenase (acetyl-transferring) activity. The record is from RefSeq and is a predicted model, not a curated record.
CGUCGUGCUGGCGUGAAGUGGUAGCGUCCGCUCCGAGAACCUGAAGGAGACUUGGAGGCACCUGGGCCGCGCUGCUUGGGCCGUUGGGAGUCGCCGCUGCCGCCACUGCCCGCACUCCAUGAGGAAGAUGCUCGCCGCCGUCUCCCGCGUGUUGUUGGGCGUCGCCCAGAAGCCGGCAAGCAGAGUGCUGGUGGCAUCCCGUAAUUUUGCAAAUGAUGCUACAUUUGAAAUUAAGAAAUGUGAUCUUCACCGGCUGGAAGAGGGCCCUCCUGUCACUACGGUGCUCACCAGGGAGGAUGGGCUCAAAUACUACAGGAUGAUGCAGACUGUUCGUCGAAUGGAGUUAAAAGCAGAUCAGCUAUAUAAACAGAAAAUUAUUCGUGGUUUCUGUCACUUGUGUGAUGGUCAGGAAGCUUGUUGUGUGGGCCUGGAGGCCGGCAUAAACCCCACAGACCAUCUGAUCACAGCAUAUCGGGCUCACGGCUUUACGUUUACUCGUGGGCUUUCUGUCCGAGCAAUUCUCGCAGAGCUUACAGGACGAAGAGGAGGUUGUGCUAAAGGAAAAGGAGGAUCGAUGCAUAUGUACGCCAAGAACUUCUACGGGGGCAAUGGCAUCGUGGGAGCUCAGGUGCCCCUGGGAGCUGGGAUUGCUCUGGCCUGUAAGUAUAACGGAAAAGAUGAAAUCUGUUUGACUUUGUAUGGUGAUGGCGCUGCUAAUCAGGGUCAGAUAUUCGAAGCUUACAAUAUGGCGGCUUUGUGGAAAUUGCCUUGUAUUUUCAUCUGUGAGAAUAACCGCUAUGGGAUGGGAACAUCUGUGGAGAGAGCAGCAGCCAGCACUGAUUACUACAAGAGAGGCGACUUCAUUCCUGGGCUGAGGGUAGAUGGAAUGGAUAUCCUGUGUGUCCGGGAGGCCACAAGGUUUGCAGCUGCCUAUUGUAGAGCUGGAAAGGGGCCCAUACUGAUGGAGCUGCAGACUUACCGUUACCAUGGGCACAGCAUGAGUGAUCCUGGAGUCAGUUACCGUACACGAGAAGAAAUUCAGGAAGUUAGAAGUAAGAGUGACCCUAUCAUGCUUCUCAAGGAUAGGAUGGUGAACAGCAACCUGGCCAGUGUUGAAGAACUAAAGGAAAUUGAUGUUGACGUGAGAAAAGAAAUUGAGGAUGCUGCCCAGUUUGCUACAGCUGACCCUGAACCACCUUUGGAAGAACUCGGCUAUCACAUCUACUGCAGCGAUCCGCCUUUUGAAGUCCGGGGUGCAAACCAGUGGAUCAAGUUUAAGUCCAUCAGUUAAUGCGAGAUGGUACACCUUCAGUUGGGUAUUCAGCAGCAACUGUAAGGAAUGCUUUGGGUUCUCAACUUUGUUAAGGAGGAAAAAACCCACAGAAAGAAAGUGUAGAUUUAGAUAGCUAGAUAGAUAGAUAGUGUAAUUGCAUGUGGUUUGUACAGUGUUGCAUUAAAAGAUACAACGUCUUUUAAUGUUAUAUCUUAAGGAUAGUAUGGAUCUUAUUAUAAAGGUUAUUUUAGUUAUAUAGGUCUAAAAUAGGUAAUAAGAGUUUGCUUAACCCUCCUUCAAAUUACUUCUUUAAAAUAGUUCUAUUUGGUUUAGUUGUAUACUCGUUUAACAAAUACUUUUUUAGUUACUAAAAGGAGAAACAAUUCCUUAUAUGCCUGUCCAACUCUGCCACCUUUCUGUGGGGCGAUCAUUGUCCUGUCCCUCCCAGUGCCCAGCAGCUUACCUGGUGUACCCUAACGUGCACACACGCCCCCAUUUGUGUGCAUGUCGGUGCUGAAGCCUGUUCACACUGAACCAUCAUUUCUCCUUAAUAAAACACAGUAUUUAUUAUAACCA